AGGUAGACGGCGCCCACAAGUCAGCCUCGAGGAGUUUAGCUUCCUUGAAAAGGUUUGCAAGAAAACUACGCCGGAGGAAAGGACUUGGGCUAAGUUGGUGAACCCGAGGACCAUUCAUUGGUACUGCGACGGUCCUGAGCCCACCCAAGAAGCGAUAAGAUACGACGAGCGAGUUCACAAACAGAUGGAUGACGCAAAGAGGAGAGCUUUGAUCAAGUCCCAAGCCGUCAAGAAGAGGGAAUCCGGCAAGGAGGUUCCUAAGGCGUCAGCUUCAGUCCCUAAAAGGAAACUGACGACAAAAUCCGACCGUCCCUUUAAGCAACCAAAGGUCUCUCUUGAACCUGUGGUUGGCUUAAUGGCUGAGGGUAACAAGGCCGUCACCCCAGCGAAGCAGGGGAAGGGUAAGGGAUUGAUGACGGUCCCAGACGGUAAGCAAGAGAGACCUCCUUCCCUUCUCCGUGAUGACUCCAAGUAUGCAUUGGAGAAGCUGUCGUCCAUCAUCACGGCAGAAGACUAUGAAGACCUGGGAAACCAUUCGACGGAGGCCAUGGGGGAGACGGGCCUCUUCGCCGUCGCUCAGUCUUUGGUCAUGAUGAAGGGACUACUUGAUCGGUGUCUCAACCGUGAGAGUACCUUGGACCGGGUGCGCGCGAAGGCGCAGCAGACGGAGGAAGAGCUCGGACAACUUCAGAGAUGGAGGUCCAAGAUGGAGAAGAAGCUGGAGCUUUCUGAGCAGGCGAGGAAGGAGCUGGAGGAGAAGACGGCCACUUCGCUGACGGUCAUAGAGAAUAAAGAGGCUGAGAUCAAACAACUCAAAGAAGAGCUCCGUCAGGCUAAAGUGGCAGCCGUCGAGGAGUACCGAUGCUCGGAGUCCUGUUUGAGCGAGCUGUCGGACUCCUUCCUCCAAGGCUUCGAUGAUUCCCUCCGUCAAGUCAAGAAGGCUUAUCCAGAGCUGGACUUGACAAUGGUCAAACUUGAGGACCAAGCCCAGACUUCUGCCCUCCCCGUCGCCUCCGAAAAUACGGAGGACCUUUUUGGCGACGGUGCUGCUCAAGGAGACGAAGAGUCCGCCCCGUCGAAGGACGUCCCAGUUGCUGAAGAAAAGAAAGAUUGA
This is a messenger RNA of Quercus robur (English oak), 1114 nucleotides long. RefSeq lists its product as uncharacterized. The transcript is spliced from 3 exons. Bases 185 to 1114 code for a protein of 309 amino acids. Lineage: Eukaryota; Viridiplantae; Streptophyta; Magnoliopsida; Fagales; Fagaceae. The record is from RefSeq and is a predicted model, not a curated record.